AUGAGUUUUUCAGAUGAAUCAGAAGAUGAAGAAGAAAUCAAAAAGAGACUUUAUGCAGAUCUAGAUUAAGUUUCAGUCAAUGAUAAUUAGACGGAAAGAAGUUUUAUUUUUGAAUAACAUAAUUAUGAAAUUCAUGAUUAUAAGUAAUCUAAAAUUUGGUUAGAGUUCAUGAAUCAAAAUAAAUAGAGAGAAGAAAUGUUAGAUAAAAUUGAAAAUGAUAUUCAACUUAUGAAGUAAAUUAAUCAAGGAAAUUAAUGUAUUGAAAUUGAAGAUUAUAAUGGUGAUCACCUUAAAGUAGAACUUAAUGAUUAAUUACCUAAUGAAAUUAUUGCUUAAAUCAAAGAAUAACCAUAACAAAAAAUCAUUUUACAUGAUGAAAUAUUACUAUAAUAAUAACAAACACAAAUCUCUGAUUUAUAGAAAUCUUACACUUCAUAAAUAUCUACAAAAAAACCAGAACGAACUUUAUCAGCCAUUAAACACUCAAAGUCAAAUAAUAAGUAGAAUGUUUAAGAUUUAAAAUUAGAAUUAAUGCAUUAAUAAAGAGAGAUUAUGUAAAUGGAAAUUGAAGACAACUAUUCAAGAGAAUAUUAAGAUUUCUGGAUUAAAUAAUUAUUUAAAAAUAGGCUAUAUAAUUUACCUGAAGAAUUUCCUGCUUUAAAACCUAUCUCAUUUUCUAUCAAAAUACCUGAUUUUAAUAUUCCUGUCUUCAAAACUCCUUCCAUCUAAGCACCUUAAAUAUUAGAUUUAGUGGAAGAUAAUCUUGCUCCAAGUAAUACUAAAGAAUUGGUUUUUGCAAGAUUACAAAAUAUUAAAUUUUAAAAACUUAAAUAUAUUGAAACAUAAUUAGAGAUUAAAUAAAACAAAGAAACCUAACCAGUACAAUAAAUUGACUCUGAACUCAAAUAUAAUAUUGUAUAUUAAGAUUACUUAAAAAAUCAAUAGUAAUUAGUCUUGAGUGAUAGUAUUGAAGAUAUUUAUUGGAAGAAAGUUAAUAAUCUACAUUAGGAUUUAAUUAAUAUGUAUUCUAAUUUCAUUAAUAUAGGAUUAAUAAAUUGAUUCAGAAGUAUCCCAAGUAUAAUCCUUAUCGAUCUCCUUUUACUGAAUAUGAUUAGCCUAAAACCAAUUUAGAUAAUAUUAUUAUUACAGAUGAUACUUCUAACUUAAACUUAAACUUAUUUCAAUAAUAUGUUCAAAAUAAUUAGGUGUCUAAAUUUACAAGAAAAUUAGAAAUUAAACUUGAGAAUCUCACUACACUUGAUGGAAUUUAAGAAAUGAAAGACAUAAGAAAAGCUAUCUUAUCAUGUAAUCAAAUUAAUGAUCUUACUCCACUUUCUACUUUAAAUAAUUUAAUCGAAGUGGAUCUUUAAUAAAACAAUAUUUAGACUUAUCAUCAAUUGGGUAAAUUGAAUAAUUUAAGAAUAUUACGUCUCGAAAUGAAUCACAUAUAAGAAAUGAGCAAACUUAUUAAUUGUGUAUUCCUAGAAGUUUAUUCUUUAAAAGGCAAUAAAAUUUAAUCAAUUACUAAUUUAGAAAAUUUGGAAUUCUUGAAACAUCUAUAUCUCUAUAAAAAUUAAUUAAAAAGUAUUGGGAAUAUAUCAAAAUGUGUAAUUUUAGAGAUGCUUGAUUUAAGUUCAAAUCAAAUUGAAAUUGGAUUGAAUGAGAAUCCUUUCAAAAAUAAUCAAUGCUUACGUAAAUUAAUCCUCACAAAAAACAAAUUAUAACACUUGCCUGAAAUGAGAUUACUUAUGCUGAAUGAAUUAUAUCUAAAUAAGAAUAAACUUGAAUCACUUGAUGGAAUUGUUUACUUACCCUCUUUACAAGUAUUCUAUUAUUUUAUAAGAUUUUAUAAGUUUAAGAUAAUUAAUUAUAGACUUGUUACGAUACUGAAUAUUAGAUCUCUUACAUUCCUAAUAUUUAGUAAAUAGAUUUAUCGGGUAAUAGAAUUCAAUCCUUCGGGACCAUAAUAAACUUUAUCCAAAGAUGCAAUGAGUUAAAACAAAUAAAUUAUCUUGAAAAUCCAUUUUUGCUUGGUUUAUCUGAAGUAUUAAUAUUCAAUUAUGAUAGGAAGUACUUCAAUUAUAUCGAUAUAUGUUAAUUAUUAAUUGUUCAUAGUUAAUUGAAGUAAAUCAAGCAUUGUUAAAUAAGAAGGAUUAAGAAUUCUUAAAGGAUAAAUUUUAUGGUUUUCUAGAGCCUCCAUAAAGAAAAUCAUAAUAAUUAGAAUUGGAAAGAAGUUUUAAUAAGUUGAUCAAUCAAUUAAACAACAAUACUUAAAUAAUGCAUAAGAUAAAUGGAUUAGAAUAAAGAAAAAUAACUAAAAUUCAUCCUUUUACAUACACAGAGAGAUUUAAAAUCAUACAAAUAUUAAACGAUUUAACAUUUAUAAAGAAUAACUUUUAAAUCAAUAUUGAUGUUGACAAAGAAAUAUCUGAUUUUAAUUAAAAAUAUCAGAAAUCCCUUUAUAAAGUAUAGACUUUAUUAAUAAGAUGGAUUUAUAGAUUUAAAAAGAGAUAAAAGUUUUACAAAUCUAAAUUAAAAUAAUUGAUAAUUGUAUAAUCUCUUAUUAGAGGUUAUUUGGCUAGAAAAUUGCCAUAAAUAAAACUAUUGAGAUAAAAAUAUAAUAAAAAAAGAUUAAAUAUUUUUGCUUUGAAAAUUUAAAAGGUUUGGAGAGGGUACAUAAUAAGAAAAAGAUUAAGAGAUAGGAUGAAAAAUAUCAAAUUUGAAGAUAGUGAAUUGGAUGAUUUAGGUGAAAUUGAUGAUGAUUUUUUAAAACAAGAUAUUGAUCUUAAUUUUGACCUAAGAAUACCUUAAGGAUUAGACUUAUAAUAAAUUUUUAAAUAGAGUUAAAAUUAGUAGUAAUUAUUACAGUAAUAGAUCACUCAAUAAGCAUAAUAAAAAGUUUAGUAAACCUUAUAACAAUAAAUCCCAAUGAAAUAAUCAUCAUCAAGCACAAAAAAACCAAGUAAUAAUACUGAAACUCAGAUGAGAACGUCUCAUUUAUCAGGAACUUAAUCAUAAUCUUAAAUGGGAUAAAGUAAAUAUAGUGAAAAAACAGCUAAGACAGAUACAUUACCAACAAUAGGGGAGCAUACUAAAGUAAUUAAUGACAAUAUAUAAUUUGUUAGAAAAUAAUGUAAAAUUGGAACUUUAAAGAUCCUGCUGUGGCCUAUACUAUUGCAUGUAAAUUAUAAAAGGAACAAAAAAGAAAGAAUAAAGCUAAAGAAUUAACUGCGUAGGAGAGAUUAGAGAGAUUUAAGAAACAUUGAAAUUAUUUUUAUUUU
Paramecium sonneborni is the source of this 3281-nucleotide messenger RNA. The record is from the annotation of a GenBank genome assembly. NCBI's taxonomy places the organism in Eukaryota, Ciliophora, Oligohymenophorea, Peniculida, Parameciidae.